Onthophagus taurus is the source of this 1388-nucleotide messenger RNA. RefSeq names its product Vacuolar protein sorting-associated protein YL-1 (gene YL-1). The record is from RefSeq and is a predicted model, not a curated record. Lineage: Eukaryota; Metazoa; Arthropoda; Insecta; Coleoptera; Scarabaeidae. Gene Ontology annotation, cellular component: nucleus.
AAAUCCCCCAAAAAUUAAUCUAACCUAACUUGUCAAAUUUGUUUACAAUUUCUAAAAAGGUGUUUUGAAUUGAAAAACGCAAACUUUGUUAAUAUAACUACGAUAAUUAAAAAAAUUGUUAUACGUAAUUAUCAAUCAUUUUAUUAACAAAAUGAGUAAUUAACUUAAAAUAUUUUUCGAUAACUAAAAAUAUUGAAAUCCCCCAAAAAUUAAUCUAACCUAACUUGUCAAAUUUGUUUACAAUUUCUAAAAAGUUGUUUUGAAUUGUUCCGUGAUUAUUUAUAUAAAAAAUGCAAAGAGAACGACGCGCAAAUGCGGGUAACCGCAUGUCGAAACUCCUCAAUGAAGAGGAAGAAUGUCAAGAUGAUUUUUACAAGGUUAAUUAUGGUGGAUUUGCUGACACCGAAAGCGACAACGAAUAUGAAGCUGAAGAGGAAGGUGAAGAUAUCGUCGAUUCAGAUUUUAGUAUUGAUGAAAAUGAUGAACCUGUCUCUGAUAACGAAGAUAAUGAAUCGCAACCUAAAAAGCGGAGAUUGGUGACAAAAGCGUAUAAAGAACCCGUAAAACAAGAGGUUAAACAAAAACCGAAAAUUCAAAAACCAAAACCUGUAAUUCAAAAAAUAAAGCUUGAAGAUGAAUAUAACCUUGAAAGGGUUGAAAGAAAAUCAAUUAGAAAAUCAACAGCAGCGAAAUCGGCUGCGACAGCACAAAGAAUAAAAGUAAGAAAUUUAGAGCAAAAAAGGAAAGUAAAACGACCGAGGGAAGAAACUUGGAUGCCGACUCAACAAGAGCUCCUCGAUGAAGCUAAAAUAACGGAAAAAGAAAAUUUGCAAUCCCUCGAAAGAUAUCAACGACUUGAAAGUGAAAAGAAAUCAAGAAGACCGGUUAAAAAAGUUUUUAAUGGCCCCACUAUUAUCUAUCAAUCGUUGAAGUUUCCAAUUAUCGAAGAAAUUUCUGACGAAACUAAACAAGAAGAUGAUGAUAAAAAGGAAAUUAAACGAUUUUACGAACGUACCUUUAUUAGUGUCGCUAAUGAUCCUAACGAUGUUAGUUUUGCGAAAAUUUUUAAUUUAAAACCAAAACCGAAUUAUCCCAAAAAAAUUAAAUGCACAAUCACAAAUUUACCUGCAAAAUAUAUAGAUCCAAUCACUUGCCUACCAUAUCAUAAUAGUCAUUGUUUUCGAAUUAUAAGAGAAGCUUAUUAUCAACAAUUAGAGGUUCAAGGUGAUCGGAGUAAUGUGCAGGUUGCCGAAUGGAUGAAAUGGUAUAUUAAAAAUAAGGAUAAAGUACAAAGAUGUAUUCGAAUGAUAAAAGAAGGAGCUUAAAAUAAGUUUUUUUGUAUUAGUUGUAUUGAAUAUGGAAAUAAAUUUUUUUAUGAAGAUGUAAAA